AGUUGUGUAAUGCUGCACGUUUUACAGUUCUGCACUGCACAUGAUCCAAAUUACUGCGCAUAAUUAGGAAGUUUAUUUUGUAUUACCGUCUAUGAUUAUUACACAUCAUAAAUGUACACCGUUACAGUGAAUAGGAGGCAUUUAGUAUAAAUACAGUGCCAACGCUCAGUGUUCUCUAUAGACUCACAUACCUACUGCAGCUUUCAGCCAAACGCCCAUGAUGUCUCUAACCCAGUUUGUCGCUCUCACUCUUCUCAUUGGCUCUGUGCUCUGCUAUCCUGUCGAGGAUUUAUCUGAAACAGAGCUGUAUAGCGCCGAACAAUUGAUAGACGCACAGGUGCAGGAGGACUAUGAACCUGAGUUUCCUAACCUUGUUGAAGAAGCAGGCUACUCUCAAGAAGUGACUGAGGAAGACAUACCCGAUUUCUCAGACAUCACAGAGGCUGAAGACGCUGAUUUGGAACAUCCACUUAUUACAUAUGGGGAUGUUGCUGUGAAGCCUAGAUCCCGAAAUGCUGCUCCAUGCACACUUAGGGGAUGCAAAUGGCCAAAGCAUGCUAACGGAUUUGUAUACGUGCCGGUGGUGAUUUCAUCCCGUUACAAUCAAACUGAGAGAAAUAUCAUCAUAAAAGGCCUCACAAGCCUACACAACACUACCUGCAUCCGGUUCGUGUGGUGGAAUGGACAUAGGGAUUACUUAUAUAUCUAUCCAGGUCAAGGGUGCUGGUCAUUUGUGGGCCGUCAGGGAGGACAGCAGGCCCUGUCCCUCCAGAGGCCUGGCUGUGUCUAUCAUCACGUAGUGCAGCAUGAGAUGCUCCAUGCUCUGGGCUUCCACCAUGAGCAGGUCCGCAGUGACCGCAACAACCAUGUCAUUAUCCUGGAGGAAAACAUCAUCCCAGGCAAAGAACGUAACUUCAGACAGAUUGCAACCAACAAUCUUUGGACUCCUUAUGACUACAGAUCUGUGAUGCAUUAUGGGAGGUACUACUUCUCCAAAGACAGGGGCAGACUGCCAACCAUCAUCCCAAAACCAAACCCCAAUGUCACAAUAGGCCUCGCCACCCAAAUGAGUCGCUAUGACGUUCUGAGGGUUAAAAGGCUUUAUAUGUGUUAAGCCCAUUACUGAAAAACGAAGAACGAAAAGGACUCAGUUUUGUACUUAUAAGCAACAUUCAGCAUAUCUUUAUUUCUUUUAUAUAACUGUAUUGCACGUAGUGUAUAUUUUGUUUUUCUUAUGUAUGAUGUAUCAAUAUCUGUAAAAAAAAUGCUUGAUUAAACAUAUAUUUCCGUUAAAGUUCA
Molecule: messenger RNA, 1299 nt
Organism: Colossoma macropomum (tambaqui)
Lineage: Eukaryota; Metazoa; Chordata; Actinopteri; Characiformes; Serrasalmidae
Product: high choriolytic enzyme 1-like
Exons: 11
Coding region: 218-1114 (298 amino acids)
Biological process (GO): proteolysis
Molecular function (GO): metalloendopeptidase activity; zinc ion binding
Source: RefSeq, a predicted model, not a curated record